AUGUCUACUACAUCAAAGGAUAGUUUAGCAGAAAUAAUAAUUCAGGAAAAUGAUGUUAUUGAAGAUAAUACCAGAGAUGAAAUUAUAUUACAUGAGGAUUUCAAUGAAUGGACAGAAAGAAAAUAUAUUAUACGGAAAUCAAUUCCAGUUUCAUUGGCAUAUCUAUUACUAUAUGCAUUACAGUUGAUUAGUGUAUUAUCACUAGGUCACUUGGGUUCAACGGAGCUGGCUGCCUCAACACUAGCUUCAAUGAUUUCCCUAAUUACAUUUGUAUCAGUAAUGUAUGGUGCUGCGACAGCGCUUGAUACCCUUUGUUCGCAAGCAUAUACAUCUGGUAACAUGAAAAUGGUUGGAGUAUAUUUACAACGUUCCAUUAUAAUAAAUUUCUUAGGAUUUAUACCGAUUGCUUGUAUUUGGUGGGAAGCAGAUCGAAUCUUAAUCUUUAUUGGACAAUCACCUGAAAUUUCUGCAAAAGCUGCUUUAUUUCUCAGAUAUCUAUUGAUUGGAGCUCCCGCAUAUUUGGUGUUCGUAAAUUUGGAGAGAUAUUUACUAGCCCAAGGGAUAAUGAAUGUUAUUACAUAUGUAUUAAUAAUUUGUUGUAUAAUUGACGCAUGCUUAAAUUUCAUGUUAGUUUGGUAUAAACCUCUAUCACUCGGUUUUAUUGGAGCACCUAUUUCCACAGCUAUUACCUAUUGGUUAAUGUUUAUCUUUCUUGUCGUUUACACUAAAUUCAUUAAUGGAUAUCAAGCCUGGGGUGGAUGGUCACGUGCUGCAUUUAAUGGUUGGAAACAUAUCCUUAGAUUAAUGAUUCCUGGUAUUUUAAUGCUCUGUUCGGAGUGGUGGGCACUUGAAAUUAUAACUUUUCUUGCUGGAUAUCUUGGUGAACUUUCACUUGCAUCUCAGGGUAUAAUAAUUACUUCACUCAAUAUUUUAUAUCAAUUACCAUUUGGAGUCUCUAUAGCAGCGUCAAAUCGGGUUGGAAAUUUAUUGGGUGCUGGUUUAAUAGAAAGGGCUAAAAUGACUUCAAAAGUUUCUAUGCAAAUCGCUAUAAUUAUUAGUUUAUUUAAUGCAGCUAUCUUGAUAGGUUUCAAGGAUAUUUGGGGAUACAUAUUUACCUUUGAUGAUGAUGUAGUCAAAUAUACAUCUUAUGUCUUACCAUUUACUGGCAUAGCUGAUGGUAUAAAUUCGGUCGGAUAUGGUAUUCUUCGCGGGCAAGGCCGUCAAAAUAUUGGAGCUCUCCUUACCAUCCCUGGUUAUUUCCUUAUAGGAAUACCUAUUGGCAUACUUGCAGCUUUUAAAUUAGGAUAUGGAUUACGAGAACCAAUUGGCAACGACAAUUGGAGGAAUGUAAAAAGCGAAUGGAAGAAGGCAAA
Messenger RNA from Dentiscutata erythropus, 1373 nucleotides. The record is from the annotation of a GenBank genome assembly. NCBI's taxonomy places the organism in Eukaryota, Fungi, Glomeromycota, Glomeromycetes, Diversisporales, Gigasporaceae.